AUGUUCAGAAGCGCUUUCUCGCCAGUGCUGAAGCAGUCUGCGAGGUUUCAGUCAAACCAUGCCGCUGGUGAAGCCUCAAAUGUUGCGAAGAAGUUGCCUAUCAAUGUUGAGGCAGUGUACCAUGCGCCAUUGAGGGUGCCCGUCAAACACGGAGAUCUCAUAGCCGAUCUCCAAUUGCGGUCCUACGACCACGAGAAUUUAGACUUUUUCUCUGAUUUUAUUCUUAGAGCGGGCUUCUACCUUGGAAUGCCACUGACAGGGCCAAAACCUUUGCCUACCAGAAGAGAGAGAUGGACAGUAAUAAGGUCGCCGUUUGCUCAGGCCAAGUCCAAGGAGAAUUUUGAGAGACACACGCACAAGAGACUCGUUCGAGUUUGGGAUACCAACCCUGAAGUUGUAGAGCUAUGGCUAAGUUAUAUCUCAAAGUACUCGAUACCAGGAGUUGGAAUGAAAUGUAACCUUUACAAAAAGGAAGGCUUGAAACUCUCGCAGGGCCCGGAGCAGAGCACCCUGUUGGCCUCUCCAGAAAGAUCGAAAUCCCUUGAUGAAGCUGUUGGGGAGAAGGUCCUCGAGCUGCUAAAUAGUGAGGACUUCAAAAAGCACAUGCAAUAG
This is a messenger RNA of Lachancea thermotolerans CBS 6340, 612 nucleotides long. RefSeq names its product mitochondrial 37S ribosomal protein uS10m (gene RSM10). Gene Ontology annotation, cellular component: small ribosomal subunit; mitochondrion; ribosome. Gene Ontology annotation, biological process: translation. The coding region runs from base 1 to 612 and encodes 203 amino acids. The transcript has a single exon. The record is from RefSeq and is a predicted model, not a curated record. NCBI's taxonomy places the organism in Eukaryota, Fungi, Ascomycota, Saccharomycetes, Saccharomycetales, Saccharomycetaceae. Gene Ontology annotation, molecular function: structural constituent of ribosome.